CAAAAGUCUUUCUAACUUCCAUGAUUUCUCUCAGUGAUAAGUCCUACCCUAAUCAUAUGUGUAUUAUGCAUUCCAACUUUCUAAUUAAUCAUCAUCUUAAAUUUACCCAUUUAACCUUUUCUUUGCAAUAAAGCUUCACUCUACACCUGCAAUGCAAAGUCUCAAACACCUAUGACCUUUACUUCACCAUGCUUCCAUCUCUUUUCUGCACUUUCCUUGUCAUAUUUCUCCUCCACAACCCGUCAUGCAUCGACUCCAGAGGAAACCCGGGAUUUGCACUAACGCAGCCAGUGGAAACCACCCAAGACUAUAACAACUACACGUGGCACAACUUCAAAAGCUUCCUCAAUGCCGGGAGGGGCAGCCACGUCAGCGGCAUGUCCGAGCUCAAAAGAUACUUCCAUCAUUUCGGUUAUCUCCAGUUAAGAGAUUUCGAUAACAUAACAGAUAUUUUCGAUGCUCGGUUCGAAUCGGCAGUUUUUCGGUAUCAAGCAAAAGUAGGUCUCCCUAUAACCGGUAAGCUCGAUUCUGAUACCCUCUCGCAAAUAAUGGCACCGAGAUGCGGGGUACCCGAUACGGUUCAAAAACUGCAUGCUUCAAGAAAUUACGUUUAUUUUCCAGGGAAACCUCGGUGGAGUCGCCACAUACCGAUGAAUCUCACGUACGCGUUCUCGCCGGAGAAUUUGAUAAGUUACUUGAGCUUAUCCGAUAUAAAGAAGGUGUUUAAACGCGCUUUCGCUCGAUGGGGAUCGGUGAUUCCGGUGAGCUUUAUAGAGACAGAUGAUUAUGGUUUCGCUGAUAUUAAAAUAGGAUUUUACAGUGGGGAUCAUGGAGAUGGAGAACCAUUCGAUGGGGUUUUAGGAGUGCUGGCCCACUCAUUUUCACCAGAAAGCGGCAGGUUUCAUCUGGACGCUGCGGAAACGUGGGCCGUUGAUUUCGAAUCGGAGAAAUCAAAGGUUGCGGUAGAUUUGGAAUCAGUGGCUGUACAUGAGAUUGGACACUUGUUAGGGUUAGCCCACUCUUCAGUUAAUGAAGCAGUGAUGUACCCUAGCUUGAAGCCUGGGAAAAAGAAGGUGGAUUUGAGUGUAGAUGACAUACAAGGAGUCCAAGCUCUCUAUGGAUCUAACCCUAAUUUCACCCUUGGGUCCUUGUUAGAGUCUGAUAUUUCUACAAAUCAUGCCCUUCAUCCAAGACUCAGAUCUUCCAAGUGGCCCACGUUGAUUGCGGCUUUAACAUUGAUGCUUUAUCUGUGCAUGUAAUUUUUGAUGGUGAUCAUUCCAUAAAUCUUUUCUCCAGUGCAUGCACCACAGGCCCUUCCAUACACAGACUCGACCCACUAUGUAAAAUCAUAACAUUCAUAUACUGAUUAUUUUUUUCUAAAUGAUUAUUAGGGUUUGCAUAUUCUUUAAUGUAUGGUUUAAUCGUUAAUUAAUGUCUUUUACUUUAA
Messenger RNA from Hevea brasiliensis (rubber tree), 1447 nucleotides. Its product is annotated as metalloendoproteinase 4-MMP. The transcript has a single exon. The coding region runs from base 189 to 1259 and encodes 356 amino acids. Gene Ontology annotation, cellular component: extracellular matrix. The record is from RefSeq and is a predicted model, not a curated record. NCBI's taxonomy places the organism in Eukaryota, Viridiplantae, Streptophyta, Magnoliopsida, Malpighiales, Euphorbiaceae. Gene Ontology annotation, molecular function: metalloendopeptidase activity; zinc ion binding. Gene Ontology annotation, biological process: proteolysis; collagen catabolic process; extracellular matrix organization.